GAGAGUGUCUAAACAGGAAACUGCAAUAAAAAACAGAAUGGAAUCAAUGACUAGAGCAUAGACUGAAAAAUUGGACUUUAAACAGCCCCCCUCCCCUCUCUCUCUAAAAGAUAUAAUAUGAUUCCAUUCAAGCCAAUCAACGAUCUUUGAUUACUCUUUCUAUACAAGCAUUUCUCUCUCCUUUUAUAGGUUCUGAAAUCUAGCAUUUCUCUCUCCUCUUUCGGUUAAAUCUUGAAAAGAAAAAGAAAAAAUUCACAACUCAGCUUUAGUUUUCAUUUCUGGGUUUUGCAAUUACUGUUGGAAAAAUGACUAUUGAGCAGAGAAUUGAUGUACCCAGUGAUCAAUUUCCGGUGGGUAUGCGAGUUCUGGCCGUGGAUGAUGACCCAAUUUGCCUUAAGCUGUUGGACACUCUGCUCCGAAAAUGCAACUAUCAUGUUACGACUACUAGUCAAGCAAUCACGGCGCUGAAGUUGUUGCGGGAAAACAAGAACAAGUUUGAUUUGGUAAUCAGUGAUGUGCAUAUGCCAGAUAUGGAUGGUUUUAAGCUGCUUGAGCUUGUUGGUCUUGAAAUGGACCUACCUGUUAUAAUGUUAUCGGCUAAUGGUGAUCCGAAGCUUGUGAUGAAGGGAAUUACACAUGGUGCUUGCGAUUAUUUGCUAAAACCCAUUCGGAUUGAGGAGCUAAAGAACAUCUGGCAACAUGUAAUUAGGAAAAAGAAAUAUGAUCCCAAGGACCGAAAUAACUCUGAGAACCCUCAUCCAGAAAAUGGUAGAGGACAAGGGCUCACUGGGAUAGGAGAUUCUGAUGAGAGUGGGAAGCUCAUUAGGAAACGAAAGGACCAAGAUGAAGAUGAGGAUGAGGAUGAGGAAGAGGAGUAUGAUGAGAACGGAAACCGUAAUGAUGAUACAUCAGCCCAAAAGAAGCCUCGGGUUGUUUGGUCAGUGGAGCUGCAUCGUAAGUUUGUUGCAGCUGUUAAUCAAUUGGGCUUUGACAAGGCUGUACCUAAAAGGAUUCUAGAUCUGAUGAAUGUGGAGAAGCUUACUAGGGAAAACGUGGCAAGCCAUCUCCAGAAAUAUAGGCUUUACCUGAAAAGGCUUAGUAGCCAGCAAGCUAAUAUGGUUGCAGUCUUAGGCAGUGCCGAUCCUGCAUAUUUGCGAAUGAAUUCUCUGAAUGGAAUUGGAAAUGUUCAUGCAAUGGCUGGAUCUGGACAGUUUCAGAAUGCUGCUUUGAGGUCCUCUCCUAAUGGGAUACUUGGAAGGUUGAACUCUCCUGCUGGUUUGGGUUUGCGGGGCCUUUCUUCUUCAGGAAUGGUUCAACUAAAUCACUCACAAAACUCAAGUAACCUGAUGAAUAAUAAGUUCCACCCCAUUAUACCAGCAGGAAAUCAAAAUGGGAAUAUACUUCAAGGGAUGCCAAUGUCAUUAGAACUUGAUCAACUACAGCAUAAUAACAGUGUCACACGCAUCGUAGAGCUCUCCAACACCACUGAUGAUCUGUCUGUUUUCCCCAUUUCCAGUGGCUUCUCGGAUACAAAAAUGAAUGCUGGUAGCUCUAGCAACUCUCUUCUUGAUGUCCCAAACAAUCCUUUGAUGAUGCAAGGACACCUUCAAGAGAUACAACGGAGGGGAGUCUUGGGAGAUCAAUCUUCUGUUACAAUUGCUUCCUCAAAUUCAGGAUUUCCUUCUCAUUUGACGGACUUUAGUAGAUUUAAUGAUGACUGGCCGAUUGCUGUUCAGUCAUCUGGGAUCCAGUCUGAUUCUUAUGCAUUAAAUGACUGUUUGAAACAGGCCCCUUUGAGUGGCUUGACAGAUGGUAUUUCUUCAUUUCCGAUGCAUAUAGGCAGUAAUCCACAUGAUGUUAGACCCAUCGCUAUGGUGACUGAACAAUUGGUGGAUUCGACUACAGAUUUACAAUGCCAAGUAGCCUCUAUAAGCAGUAUUGCUGGGCAAAAUAUGGACUACACCCAAAAACAAGGGUGGAAUGAUUUUAGACAGGAAGCAUCUCACCACUCAAAUCUUACGCGCAGUUCGGCGAACUCUCUGAUCCCUCCUCGUGGUGUUAUGGGUCCCUUUAGCCAGAGUUUGGACCCAAGUGCAAAAAUGUACCAUAAAAAUACGGAUUUCAAUUCGGUUGGACAAUCAUAUUUUGUUGAUCCCCGACCCCUGCAGCAGAAUGAGGUUGAGCAAUCUGCUACAGCAACAUCACUGAAGUUGAAGCACGGUUACCUCAUGGAGCAAAGGAAGCCACAGGCCACUUCGGAUUAUGAUAAUGUUGGCUCCUUGGAAGAUAUUGUAAGUGUUAUGAUGAGACGGGCAGGGUCAAAAUCUUGAGUUAUCUGUUAGGGUUUCUGUUGGAUGUUUAUUUUACGGUGUCUACAUAAGAUUUAGAUGUUGUUUAAUAAACCUGAAAAUUAAGUACUGAAAUUUAAGUGCUGACA
Molecule: messenger RNA, 2437 nt
Organism: Cornus florida
Lineage: Eukaryota; Viridiplantae; Streptophyta; Magnoliopsida; Cornales; Cornaceae
Product: two-component response regulator ARR12-like
Exons: 5
Coding region: 306-2330 (674 amino acids)
Biological process (GO): cytokinin-activated signaling pathway; phosphorelay signal transduction system
Molecular function (GO): DNA binding; DNA-binding transcription factor activity
Source: RefSeq, a predicted model, not a curated record